AUGGGAGAUCCAACUCAUCUUGAGAAAAUGGGCAGAGAGCUCAAGUGCCCCAUCUGCUUGAGUCUUCUUAAUUCUGCAGUUUCACUUACAUGCAAUCAUGUUUUCUGCAAUUCGUGUAUUAUGAAAUCGAUGAAAUCAGGUUCUGCUUGUCCAGUUUGUAAAGUGCCAUACCGACGAAGAGAGGUUCGCGCUGCUCCUCAUAUGGAUAACUUGGUGAGCAUUUACAAAAGCAUGGAAAUUGCUUCAGGAUUCAAUAUAUUUGUCACUCAGAAUUCACCACCAUUAACUAAAUUAUCAGACGAACACAAGCAAGUAGGAGGUAAUACGAAUUGCGGCAGAGACGAUAUUGAUUGGAUUUGUGAGGAUACAUUAGGGGAGCAAUCUAUACUAUCCAAACAAGAAGACUCGAGGAAACUUAAUAAAUCCCACAUGGAACUAUCUGCUCCCAUUACUUCGAAACCUUCCUUUCCAACCAAGAAGAGAGUUCAGGUGCCGCAAUGCUCUGUUUCACACUCUUUGGCACAACCUGAAAAACUACAAACUGGAUCAAGAGAAAACAAAAAGGGUGACUUUAAAAAUGAUUUAUCAGUCUCAAGGAAGAACCCUAUUGUCAAUGAAAAGGGAGAGCCCACACUAUCGCCUUUCUUCUGGCUGAGAGAUGAAGAUGGAGAGAAGUCAAGUCAGCACACUGAUGUGGAUCAGCUUUUGGAUAUCACACCACCAAAUGUUCCUACUUUCAGUGAUAUCAAAGACUCAGAUGAUGAAAAUGCCUCUGCAUCAUACCCGAAAGGGACAGCUUGUGGCAAAUCAAAUGUUGCAGAUUUUUGUGACAGCGAGAUGUUUGAAUGGACGCAACGAGCUUGCUCUCCUGAAAUUUUUUCAAGCCCAGCAAAGAUUCAGGCAGAAAAUACAACGGAAAUGAAUGGAAUUCAAGAAGGUAAAUCAGAGGCACCACCACUGAGUGCAAAUGCAAAUGAUGAACAUAGCGAUGAAAGCAAAAAAUGUGUUAAUACCAAACCGGGAAUGGGUGUUUCUGAAGACGUGCUGGUCAAUCGUUCCCCUGCAAUAGUUAAAAGUGCAAGAAACCAAAUCGGGCGUAAUAUAUCCAAUAAGAGAGGUAGGACUGCCAAGGACGCAACAUUAAGGAAGUGUGCUCGGAAAAAUGCAGAUAAAGAUUUGGAAGUUACUGUUGCUGCAAAGAGAGUAUCUGGGAAAACCAUGGAAAAAGAACUUGAAGGCAAGGAAUUCUUUCUAACAUCGAAGGAAAUUGAGAAGUGGAAUAAGAAGGAUGGUGGGUUGAAAGGAGAGGAUGUUUCUUCUGUUUCUGUUAGAGAAACUUUGGAUAUGGAUGAUGAAAACACGGCAACGGAUCAGCUGCCUAUUUCAUUAGAUAAGAAACAAGGUUGCAGUGACCUUAAAAGGAAGGAGAAUGGGAGUGGGAAGAUCAGUCCCGAGUGCAAGGAGCAAAAGCUGGAUUCCAUUGAGAUAAACAUGAUAAAUGAAGUCUUUUCAAAUCAAAACCAUAUGGACAACGAUGAAAGCUCCCAUGUUUACCUUUUAUCUGUCCCUCUGGUUGAAGAUAAAAAAAUCUCAGAUAUCAAUGGGAAACCUAGCAAACAAGGGGAAGAAGUCAAGUCUGCAUUGAGUUCAGAAGAUUAUCAAGAAUUCAAAUGUAAGAAAAACAUGGAAGUUUCAUUAGAUGGUAUCUUAGAAGAUGGAUUAGUCAAUGACCAUCAAGAAGGUCCUGGCAUUGUCUUUGCAGAGGAAGCUCACUCCACUGAAAACAUUAACAACAACUCUGCAAAGGCAACCGAAUCUGCUGAGAAGGUUCAAGCCAGUCUUAAUACUGGAUCUCUUGAUAAUUCGGCAACAUUAGGGGAGCAUUGCAAAGAAAAUGACAUGGCCAUGCUUAAAUUGAAGCUUAAUUAUAAUAUUCAAUGUGCUUUCUGUCUUUCUUCAGAGGACUCAGAGGCUUCAGGAGAGAUGAUCCACUACUACAAUGGCAUACCUGUGACUGCAGAUUAUAAUGGUGGAUCCAGAGUCAUACACUCUCAUAGAAACUGUGCUGAGUGGGCGCCUAAUGUCUACUUUGAGGAUGAUAAUGCAAUUAACCUUGAAGCUGAAUUAGCUAGGAGUCGGAGAAUUAAGUGCUGCUGCUGUGGACUCAAAGGUGCUGCUCUUGGAUGUUACGAGAAGAGUUGUCGCAAGAGUUUCCAUGUUCCCUGUGCAAAUUUGAUUCGUCAAUGUCGAUGGGAUACCGAAAACUUUGUCAUCUUAUGCCCUCUUCAUGCCUCUUAUAAGUUGCCUAAUGAAAGCACAAGAUCUCAAGAGAGAAGGAAGAAAAAAUGCAUUUCAAAAGGACAAGCACCAAGGCAGUACAAUCAACAUACUUUCAAACAUGACAUCAACAAGCAUGAAAGUUGGAAAUCAUGUGUAACACAUGAAAAGUUGGUUCUUUGCUGUUCGGCUCUCACAAUUGGAGAAAAGGAAAUUGUUUCUGAGUUUGAGAGUUUAUCUGGAGUUACAGCCUUGAAGAAUUGGGACUUAAGUGUCACUCAUGUUAUUGCAUCAACAGAUGAAAAUGGUGCAUGCAGAAGAACCCUCAAGGUUUUGAUGGGUAUCUUGAAGGGGAAGUGGAUAGUGAACAUUGAAUGGGUUAAGGCUUGUAUCAAAGCCAUGAAACUUGUUGAAGAGAUGCAAUACGAAAUUGCUGCUGAUAUUCAUGGAAUCAAGGAUGGUCCACGAAAUGGAAGACUAAGAUUAUUGAACAAGCAACCAAACAUUUUUGAGGGAUUUAAGUUCUAUUUCCUGGGAGAUUUUAUACCUUCUUACAAGGGAUAUAUACAAGAUCUUUUAAUCGCUGGUGGAGGAACCAUUCUGCACAGAAAACCCAUUUCGGGAGCCCAGGGAAACUUGUUACUGGACUCUUCUAGAUCGCCAACUUUCAUAAUAUACAGCCUUGAGAUGCCUGAUAAGUGUGAUCCUAGCAAAAAGAAUAUGAUAUUAAACCGAAGGUGGUCUAAUGCAGAAGCUCUAGCAAGUUCAACUGGAGCGAAGGCGGUAAGCAAUAAAUGGGUUUUGAACUCUAUUGCAGCCUGCAAAUUAUUGGCUCAUUAG
Molecule: messenger RNA, 3117 nt
Organism: Dovyalis caffra
Lineage: Eukaryota; Viridiplantae; Streptophyta; Magnoliopsida; Malpighiales; Salicaceae
Source: the annotation of a GenBank genome assembly